Molecule: messenger RNA, 1749 nt
Organism: Dentiscutata erythropus
Lineage: Eukaryota; Fungi; Glomeromycota; Glomeromycetes; Diversisporales; Gigasporaceae
Source: the annotation of a GenBank genome assembly
AUGUCUUUAUCAGGGCCGGAACCUUUAAGUCCUCCUCCACCUUUCUCAGAUACCGAACACACUAAUAAUUUAGUAGUCGUCUCACAGAAUGUGGAUGAAAUUGAUCAAGCGCCAGCAUAUUCGUUCUAUCCAACAUAUGGUUCAUGCUUCGAACUUAAAACAAUUGGAAAACAAUUAAAUAAAAAGGAAAAAUAUUUAUGUGGAGACAUACUUGAUAAUCGAUACUUUUUAUUAGGGUCAAGUAGUGGUUUAGAAUUCAUUGAUUUGUCUCUUCCAUCCGAACAACAAAUACCAGAAAGACUUAUUGAAGCCGUACGAUUCAAACAAAUAGAAAUUUUGAUAACUCAAAGAUAUAAUGCUUUAAUUGCAUUGGCCGGAAAAAAUAACCAUAUUAGAACUUAUAACUUGAAUAAUUUAAGGUUGUUGAUAAAAAGUAAGCAAAUAUCACGAACACCAAGAAUACCAAGAACCCCGAGAACUCCAAAGUCUCCUAACAGCCACGGACGAGCGAGGUCAGUGGAUUCUAUAUACGAACCCGAUUUCAUUUCCGAUCGACCUUAUUCUUCAACUCCAUCAUUAAGACGUUCUGUCACAUUGGAGACAUUAAAUACCACAUCAAACAAUACAUUUCCAGAUGCUGAUUCAUCAGUUCCUGUAUCGAACGCAAGUUCUACUACAUUAUCUAUUUCUUCUAAUCAAAAUACAAGUCAAGAUACAAAUUCUAUACGUAGAAACGAAGAUUCUACAUCUUCUUUAACUUCUUAUACUUCACAUACAAAUACUUUAUUGACAUCUAAUAGACGCAAUAUUAGUAAUCAGAAUCCAUUAUCAUUGAAAAUAAAUUCGAAUUUAUCUACAGAAGUUCGUAAUGCAAAUUUUUCUGCUCAAUGGACGCUCGAUUACUCAAAAUUACCAAGCACAAAAAUGGCCCUAUCAUUUGUAAUACGUAGUGGACCUACGAGGACAUAUUUAACAGUAAUGUCAAAGCAAAACAUUUUUUUAUUUGAAUUGGAUUUUGGGGAUGUAGAUCGAAAACCAGAAUUCAUACACACAAGAACUUAUUGGUUACCUCAAACACCUAAAUUUAUUCAAUUGUGUAUGCACGAAGAUCAAUUAGUGGAUAUUGUAGCAGUAUUUCAUACUGAAGUAAUAUUAAUCGGUGUUGAUGAUGCAAGAGUUCGUGAGGUUUCCAUUGAUCCACAAUUACAACCUGAGUCUCACAAUAUAAUUCCGUUACCUUCUUUCAUUCAUGAAUCUUCGCAAUGGCAAACAUUCUCUCAACUUCCAUGGAUUCCAUCCUUAGAUCCUGAGUUCGUAUCCGACAAUUUCACAAUUCCACCACCUUAUGAUUCUACAAUUAACGCAGAUCCUUCAACAAUGUUAAAUCCUAUACCAAUAUUUGAGACCGGAAGUAUAGAUUCAUUGCAAUAUACGAGCGAUCUGCACUCAUUGUUUUUCGCAACAUUUGGAACAAAAUCUAUGAUCGUAGAUUCAAAAGGGAGACCAUUUUCUACUGUUGUAUUUCAAUGGACUUUUAUACCAUUACAUGUGGAAUUUUUGAAAUCAACCCAACUUGAUGGUGAAUCUUUCGUUGUUGGAUUUGGUAAAAAUAUGAUAGAAAUAAGAAGUAUAAAUACCGGAAGAAUUGUAGAAAAUGUUGUUAGAGGAGUUGAUGUACAAUAUUUGGGUAGAGGAAUAAAUGGGCAAGGAUUAGGCAAAUCAAUUGAUUAUCAACAAAACUUUAAGUGA